Phanerochaete carnosa HHB-10118-sp is the source of this 1923-nucleotide messenger RNA. RefSeq lists its product as uncharacterized. The coding region runs from base 37 to 1710 and encodes 557 amino acids. The record is from RefSeq and is a predicted model, not a curated record. Gene Ontology annotation, molecular function: D-xylulokinase activity. Gene Ontology annotation, cellular component: cytosol. Gene Ontology annotation, biological process: D-xylose metabolic process; xylulose metabolic process. The transcript has 3 exons. NCBI's taxonomy places the organism in Eukaryota, Fungi, Basidiomycota, Agaricomycetes, Polyporales, Phanerochaetaceae.
ACCCUCCUAAACAUCUCCUACAUCGCUCUCGUCGACAUGGCCGACGCGCCCCUCUUCUUGGGUCUCGACCUUUCUACUCAAGGCCUCAAGGCGGUCCUCAUCACAGAGGACGCACAGGUCGCACACGAAUCUGCUGUCAACUUUGACAAGGAACUCCCUCAGUAUGGCACUACGAACGGUGCCAUCAAAGGACCCGACGAAGGCGAAGUCACGUCGCCUGUUAAGAUGUGGCUUGAAGCCAUGGAUCUCAUCGUCAACAAAAUGAAAACCGCGGGUGUCGACCUUGGCCGCAUCAUGGCCAUCUCAGGCGACGGUCAGCAACACGGCUCCGUGUACUGGUCAAACGACGCCGAAAAUCUUCUCUCAGGUUUAAACCCGUCCAAGGGUCUGGCUGAGCAGCUGUCUCCCACUGCAUUCACCUUCCAACGCUCUCCUAUCUGGCAAGACUCGUCUACCACUCGUGACUGUCGCGAGCUUGAGGAGUUUGUAGGCGGUCCGCAGGUUUUGGCAGACAUCACCGGCAGCCGCGCCUAUGAGCGAUUCACAGGAAACCAGAUUCGUCGACUCCGCCGCCUCUAUCCUGCAAGCUAUGCUGCUACUGCGCGUAUCUCUCUCGUAUCUUCAUUCAUGCCUUCGCUUUUCAUCGGAUCGAUUGCUCCGAUCGAAGUUUCGGAUGCCAGCGGGAUGAACCUUAUGAACGUUCUCACUUGCAAGUGGGAAGACAAACUGCUCGAGUUCUGUGGUGGUCUCGAGCUCCGCCAGAAAAUUGGUCCCGAGCCUGUUCCCGGUGGCACUGUUCUAGGCAACAUCAGCAGCUACUGGGUAGAGCGGUACGGCUUCAGCCCGCAGUGCCACAUUGCCCCGUUCACAGGCGACAACCCUGCCACCGUGGUAGCCCUUUCUUCUCCGGGAGAUGCCAUUCUUUCUCUCGGCACUUCUACGACUCUGCUUCUCAGCAUCCCGCCAACUACCGAACCACCGAAGCGCUUCACCUCUUCACAUCUCCUCUCCCAUCCUACGACCCUGGAUGCCCACAUCGCCAUGCUCUGCUACAAGAACGGCGCGCUCGCCCGCGAGCAGGUUCGCGACAAGUACGCGCAGGGCAACUGGCAAAAGUUCAACGAGCUCGUUGAAGCGACACCGGCGGGCAACGACGGCCUCCUCGGAUACUACUUCCCGCUUCCGGAGAUUAUCCCUCCGAACGUCGAAGGCACUUUCCUCUUCGAUAAGGAUGGCCGACCUGUCGAAGAGGCAUCCGCGAACUCGAGCGUGCAUCCCCGUGCGAUCCUCGAGUCACAGUUCCUCUCGAUCCGCUCACGCAUCGAGGCCAUCCUGCCAGAGCACGCUCCGCCGCUGCAGCGGCUCGUCGUCUGCGGCGGUUCGUCCGCGAACCCGGUCAUCCGGCAGCUCGCAGCGGACGCCUUCGGCAUGCGCGUGUUCAUCGCGGGCCAGCAGGGCGCAGCCGAGGGCGGCGCGCACCUCGCGCGCUUUGCAUGGUGGCGCGAGCAGAACGGCGGGCGCGGCACGUUUGAGGAGCUCCAGGCGAUGGACGGCGACGAGGAUGAGGAGGGGGAAGAGCGCCUCAAGCUCGUCGCGGAGCCGAACCCUAAAAACGUUGAUCUCUACCACAGCUUGGUCCCUAUGUACCGGCGGUGCGAGGAUGAGGUCGUCAGGAGGUGCGACGCGUCGCUUUCAGACCCCUCCAUUUAGGACAUUGGUUGUGCAUUUCUCUUUUCACAGCUCUCGUAGACGUUUGAUAUCGGGAUGUAACAUUACACAUAGACUGUCCCUUUCGUGCACAUACCGCAGUGUCUAUUACGUACAUGAAAACAUUGAAGUUACCUUUCAGACCAUUGCCAGGACAUGAGGCCUUGAUGUACCCGCCAGACCAUUCCUGUCGCUUGACAUGAGUCCGCCUUUCCC